This is a messenger RNA of Girardinichthys multiradiatus, 1695 nucleotides long. It is a transcript of the gene cdo1, whose product is annotated as cysteine dioxygenase, type I. Gene Ontology annotation, biological process: L-cysteine catabolic process. The transcript is spliced from 6 exons. The coding region runs from base 138 to 740 and encodes 200 amino acids. NCBI's taxonomy places the organism in Eukaryota, Metazoa, Chordata, Actinopteri, Cyprinodontiformes, Goodeidae. Gene Ontology annotation, molecular function: ferrous iron binding; cysteine dioxygenase activity. The record is from RefSeq and is a predicted model, not a curated record.
CAGCAAUCAGUGCUUAGGUAGCCACUAUCAGGGAGAAGACAGGCUGGGAAGAAACCAGGAAAUGACAAAGAAAAAGAAGGAGGAUAGAGAGGUACCUGAAAUCUACGUUAAAAAGAUUCCUCUUCUGAAGCACAGAAAUGGAGCAAACCGAGGUGAUGAAGCCCGAAACUCUGGACGAGCUGAUUGCAAUCCUGCACAAGAUCUUCGAGAGUGACUGCAUCAAUGUAGAGGAGGUUCAAAACAUCAUGGAAUCAUACGAGAGCAAGCCUCACGAAUGGAUGAAGUAUGCGAAGUUUGACCAAUUCAGGUACACAAGGAACUUGGUUGAUGAAGGUAAUGAGAAGUUCAAUCUCAUGAUUCUCUGCUGGGGUGAAGGACAUGGGAGUAGCAUCCACGACCACACAAACUCCCAUUGUUUCAUGAAGUUGCUGCAGGGACAGCUGAAAGAGACUCUGUUCGACUGGCCGGAUCGCAAAUCACAUGGAGACAUGGUGCAGAAAUCUCAGAGGGUCCUCCAGGAAAGCAAGGUCGCUUACAUCAACGACUCCAUUGGUCUGCACCGUGUGGAAAACGUCAGUCACACAGAGUGCGCAGUGAGUUUGCACCUGUACAGCCCCCCGUUUGAAACCUGCCAGACCUUUGACCAGCGGACGGGCCACAAAAACACCGUCAAGAUGACUUUCUGGAGCAAAUAUGGGGAAAAGACUCCAUUUACCACAGUUUCACAAGAGAACAACUAAACUUCACCUAAGGAGGCUCCAGCAGAUGACAAUGUUUGCAUUUGGAAUGACAAUGUCAUGAAAUUAAUCCUAGGAAAACUGCAGAGAAACCAUUAAAAAAAGUGGACCCACGAUGAACAUACUUUCCACACGAAAAUCAGGACUGGACCGGUUGAAAACGGACAGCUUGCUAAUUAGAAUGGCUUUAUUGGUGCCCAGUGUGAACUUGGCAAAUACUGAUGAGCACAGGACGAAUGCAUGAAUAGGCUUGGAAGAGGAUUGAAUCUGCCUUUUGUUCGCUCGGGCUAAAGAGAGCCUUUUUUUUUUUUUUUUUUUUUUACUACAAUAACAACAUUCCUGUCUGUCCACCCACCUGUGUCACGACACUUUCAUAAGGUUAUGGCCUGUACUUAAACAUUGGAGAUUUACUGUUUUUAAAAAGAGGAAAUAUUGCUGUUUCUUUUUUGUAUCCAAAAAGAGGAAAAAAGCAUCUGUCAUAUAUAAUGAACAGCUUCGUUCUCAAUCAUGGUUUACAGCUGAAUUUGCUGUUGAUUCAUGCCACUUAAAAUGGCCUUAAACCUGUUGAAAUUUGUCGAGGAUUGUGAAAAUUACCUGUACAGUUUACCAGCAAAAGGUUUGUUCUGUUUCCAUUUGAAGAAAGUAGUGUAAAGCUUUGGAGUUUUGUUGUUUUUAAAAGUGUAAUGGUUGUAAAUUAUUUGCAGAGUAUGUUGUACUCUGAAAGUUUUUAAUUCGGCAAGCUUUUAAAUGUGUUCAUACCAAUAGAGCAACAUGGAGAGACUAUUAUUUUGUGUUAGUAGGAGAUAAAAUGUUUAGAUAAAAACUCAGGAUUUUUAUUUUUCCUGUAUUUCAAUAGUGUGUAAUCUUUCACAGCGCUGGCUGUUGCACAUACAGGGUGUCUGUGAUGCAGUAACCCUAACCAUCACUGUAGUACAAUAAAAACCAUUUCAUUUUCACA